GGCUGUGGGCCAUGGGAGCUAAGGAAAGUACGUACACAGAAGGUACCAGAAGUACCAGAGGGUCAAGAUGCAGGCAGCUGCCUUCAAGGACAAGAAACGGGGGUCCCCGGCCCAUCGGGAAGGUGCCAAGGACCCUGACUACGAGAAUAUCACCUUGGCCUUUAGAAACCAGAACCAGCCAAAGGGUGGUCACCCACCGCUCACGAGUCAAGGUGAACAGAUGCCCACCUGCCCUCAUCCCACAGCCUUGGGAAGGGCCCAGCCCAGGUCACCCUCGGACCGUGCCCAGGUCCCUCACUGGUUGUACAGGGCCAUCAUGAGCCUGUACAUCCUCCUCACCGUGGCCUUACUGUUUUGCAUCAUUCUCUCGGCUCUAGUCCUGGUGAAAAAUUCUGAGAUGUCCAAGGAGGUGCGGAAUUUGAAAACGGAGAUUUGGAAUGUGACAAACUUGAUGCAAGAAUGUGAGAAGAGGCAGGAGAAGGGCUUCCACCCUGUUCAGCAGAGCAUCGGCGAGGUCAGGAGGAAGGUGGAGAACUUGGCGACGCAGCUAGCAGAAAUAAACAAAAUCAAUACAAACAUAGAGAAAACCUUACAAGAUCUGAAGAAGACAAGUACAUCCCCAGCUUGAACAAAUGAGACGCCAUUGUAGCCACAGCAUGAAGGACGGGAUUGCACCUGCCAACGAAAAUGGAAAUGGAGCCUCCAAAUCUAAUGUGAACCUGCCCCUCGGCCCAAAUAUAGAAAAUCUCGUGUCGUGGUGAA
Molecule: messenger RNA, 762 nt
Organism: Lemur catta (Ring-tailed lemur)
Lineage: Eukaryota; Metazoa; Chordata; Mammalia; Primates; Lemuridae
Gene: MCEMP1
Product: mast cell expressed membrane protein 1
Exons: 7
Coding region: 68-628 (186 amino acids)
Source: RefSeq, a predicted model, not a curated record